Molecule: messenger RNA, 1017 nt
Organism: Rhopalosiphum maidis (corn leaf aphid)
Lineage: Eukaryota; Metazoa; Arthropoda; Insecta; Hemiptera; Aphididae
Gene: MED30
Product: mediator of RNA polymerase II transcription subunit 30
Exons: 1
Coding region: 241-909 (222 amino acids)
Biological process (GO): positive regulation of DNA-templated transcription
Cellular component (GO): mediator complex
Molecular function (GO): transcription coregulator activity
Source: RefSeq, a predicted model, not a curated record
ACCACCAAGGUGGAUAUUUACCUUGAUUUCAACAAUCCAUUUAAAUUUAUCUGAUAACAGUGAUAACAAUUAUAUAAAACGCUACACUCCAUUAUUCCAAGCGGAUAGCAUCAUUGUAAAAAUAUAUUUAAAAUUCAGAUUUCAAAACUUUUUCAGUUUAUUUUCACGUUUUAUGUAUAAAAAAUCUUAAAAAUUAUUUAAAAUUAAGUAUUGUAUAAUAUCUGCAUAUCAAUAUUCAAUAUGCAGUCGUCUCAGACUGGCAUGGUCGGUCAACCAAGCUUUAAUGUAGGGCCAGGUUUACAAUCGAAUAUACAGACACAGGUUCCUGGUCAACACAAUGUAUUGGUACCACAAGUUCCUCUAAAUCAAAAUCCCGUAGGUGUUGGUUCCGUUUCUCAGCCACCAGUACCACCUUCCAACCCAAAUCAGUCAGCAUCUGGUCAUCAAUUUAACACUGCAUCUUUGUGUCGAUUUGGACAAGAAACAGUACAAGAGAUAGUGUCUCGCACACACGAAGUUUUCCAGAUACUUAAGGUUCUAAUGCCACCAAAUGGUACUCCAACUGGUGCUAAUAUGAGUAAUGAAAGACGUAUUAAAAUGCAAGAUCAAUUGAGGAACAUAAAAUUACUAUUCAAACGACUAAGAAUUAUUUAUGAAAAAUGUAACGACAGUUGUCAAUUACAAGGUAUGGAGUAUAUGCAUAUAGAAGGACUAAUUCCACUCCAAGAAGAAUGGGAUAUGAAGUCCGAAGAAAGGAAAACUAGUGAAACUUACCGUGUUGCUAGCGAUGAAAUGAAAGAAGUAGCAGAACAAUUAAGUAAUAAGAAUAGACAUUUAAAAGAAAUAAUUGAUCACCUCCGACGAAUUAUAUGGGAAAUAAACACUAUGUUAGCAAUGAGAAGGUCUUAAUAUACUUAUUUAAUUAAGAUGGUGAACUUAAUUUUCAAAUAAAAUAUAUUAAUAAUCUUCCAAAUUUAUAAGAUAAUUUUAAGAUAAAGUAAAAUACAUGUGAAUAAU